CAGAACAUUCUGAAACCCCAAAAGUCAACAUGGUUGCAUGGACAGAUUUCGAGCGCACUACCAUCCAGGACAUCUUUUCCAAGAUCGAUUACGAGUCUGCUGGUCUCCAGGCACUGACAAGAUGUCUGGUCGUGUACCCAUGGACCCAGAGGUAUUUCAGUAAAUUUGGAAACCUGUAUAACGCCGCUGCCAUCGCAGGAAAUCCCAAUGUUGCUGCCCACGGCUUGACUGUAAUGCGUGGUCUGGAGAAAGCUGUGAAGAACCUGGACAACAUUAAGGGCACUUACGCUGAACUGAGUGUGCUGCACUCUGAAAAACUGCAUGUGGAUCCCGAUAACUUCAGGCUGCUGGCUGACUGCAUCACCAUUGUAGUUGCCUCGACCCUGGGUGCUGGCUUCACAGCUGAAGUGCAGGCAGCUCUGCAGAAGUUCCUGGCUGUCGUAGUCUCCGCACUCGGAAAACAGUACCAUUAAAUG
Clarias gariepinus (North African catfish) is the source of this 476-nucleotide messenger RNA. Its product is annotated as hemoglobin subunit beta-like. The coding region runs from base 30 to 473 and encodes 147 amino acids. The record is from RefSeq and is a predicted model, not a curated record. Gene Ontology annotation, biological process: hydrogen peroxide catabolic process; oxygen transport. NCBI's taxonomy places the organism in Eukaryota, Metazoa, Chordata, Actinopteri, Siluriformes, Clariidae. Gene Ontology annotation, cellular component: haptoglobin-hemoglobin complex; hemoglobin complex; blood microparticle. The transcript is spliced from 3 exons. Gene Ontology annotation, molecular function: oxygen binding; organic acid binding; peroxidase activity.